Messenger RNA from Gavia stellata (red-throated loon), 4374 nucleotides. It is a transcript of the gene MYO3B, whose product is annotated as myosin IIIB. The transcript is spliced from 37 exons. The record is from RefSeq and is a predicted model, not a curated record. Gene Ontology annotation, cellular component: myosin complex. Gene Ontology annotation, molecular function: ATP binding; protein binding; protein kinase activity. The coding region runs from base 1 to 4374 and encodes 1457 amino acids. NCBI's taxonomy places the organism in Eukaryota, Metazoa, Chordata, Aves, Gaviiformes, Gaviidae. Gene Ontology annotation, biological process: protein phosphorylation.
AUGGCGGUCGCCAUUUGCCUUGCAGUCGGCUGGCGCUCAGAGUGGGGCAGGGGCUGUCGCCUCUCUGAGGGAGUCGGCGCUAGCGCGGCUCGUCACUACCGCCGAGAACAUUCAGCUUUGGAACAGAACUAUAAUGCAUGCAGUUGGGUUUGUGUAUGUCAACAACUGUUAGCUUGGGUAGCCUGUUACUUCGAAACAGCUGGAGAAAUGCCAAAGAUCUCAAGUGUCUUGAAGGCUGUCAAGCUUUUGCUUUUUAUGUUUGUUGUUGCAGCAGCUGAGAAUACAGCAAGUCCUGAAGCAAACUGGAUUAGGAAGCCAUUGUAUGGAUUGUUUCAAUAUAAUUCCAGUAUGAUUGGACUAGAAUCAUUAGCCGAUCCCUCAGAUACCUGGGAAAUUAUAGAGACUAUUGGGAAAGGCACUUAUGGUAAAGUCUAUAAGGUUGCCAAUAAGAAAGAUGGGAGUCUGGCAGCAGUAAAGAUUCUGGAUCCUAUCAGUGAUGUAGAUGAAGAAAUUGAAGCAGAAUAUAGUAUUUUGCAGUUUCUUCCCAAUCAUCCUAAUGUUGUUAGAUUUUAUGGGAUGUUUUACAAAGCAGAUCAAUAUGUGGGAGGGCAGCUCUGGCUAGUACUUGAGCUGUGCAAUGGAGGUUCUGUCACAGAGCUUGUCAAAGGCCUGCUGAAGUGUGGCCAACGGUUGGAUGAAGCUAUAAUCUCAUACAUCUUAUAUGGUGCUCUCUUGGGCCUUCAGCAUUUACACAAUAACCGGAUCAUUCAUCGGGAUGUGAAAGGGAACAACAUUCUCCUGACAACAGAAGGUGGAGUCAAGCUCGUUGACUUUGGUGUUUCAGCCCAGCUCACCAGCACACGGCUGCGUAGAAACACCUCAGUGGGAACACCCUUUUGGAUGGCACCUGAGGUCAUUGCUUGUGAACAACAGUAUGACUACUCAUAUGAUGCUCGAUGUGACGUAUGGUCCUUGGGAAUAACAGCUAUUGAACUGGGGGAUGGAGACCCUCCUUUGUUUGACAUGCAUCCGGUGAAAACCCUUUUUAAAAUUCCAAGAAAUCCUCCUCCUACUUUGCUACAUCCUGAAAAAUGGUGCAGAGGAUUCAAUCAUUUCAUUUCACAGUGUCUUAUCAAGGAUUUUGAAAAGCGUCCUUCAGUCACCCAUCUUUUGGAGCAUCCGUUUAUUAAACAAGUACAUGGUAAAGAUAUGUCUCUGCAAAAACAGCUGGCUGAGCUCAUCCAAGAACAACAGCAGCUAGGGUCCAUAGCCAAAACAAGGCAUGAACGAAUACAUACUAGAAGACCUUACCAUGUGGAUGGAGCUGACAAGUACUCUCUAGAUGAUGAUCUGGUAAAUCUAGAAGUUCUAGAUGAGGAUACAAUUAUCCAUCAGCUGCAGAAACGCUAUGCUGACUUACAGAUUUAUACUUAUGUUGGAGACAUUUUAAUAGCCUUAAACCCAUUCCAGAAUCUCAGCAUUUAUUCUCCUCAGUUCUCCAAGCUUUAUCAUGGUGUAAAGCGUUCAUCAAAUCCCCCCCACAUAUUUGCCUCUGCCGAUGCUGCCUACCAAAGUAUGGUUACAUUCAGCAAAGAUCAGUGCAUUAUCAUCAGUGGGGAAAGUGGUGCUGGAAAGACAGAAAGUGCCCAUCUAAUCGUCCAACAUUUGACCUUCUUGGGAAAGGCCAAUAACCGUGCUUUGCGUGAGAAAAUUCUUCAGGUGAAUCCUCUGGUUGAAGCAUUUGGGAAUGCCUGCACUGCCAUCAAUGACAACUCAAGUCGCUUUGGAAAAUAUCUGGAAAUGAUGUUUACGCCCACGGGAGCUGUAAUGGGGGCAAAGAUUUCUGAAUAUCUACUUGAAAAAUCAAGGGUCAUAAAACAGGCUGUGGGAGAGAAAAAUUUCCAUAUAUUUUAUUAUAUUUAUGCUGGCCUUUAUCACCAGAAGAAACUUUCUGAAUAUAGACUUCCUGAUAAAAAGCCUCCUAGAUAUAUUGAUAAUGAAACUGGAGGAGUAAUGCAUGAUAUUGUUACUAAAGAUUCCUAUGGAAGACAAUUUGAAGCGAUUCAGCAUUGCUUUAGAAUUAUAGGAUUCACUGAUGAGGAAGUGUACUCAGUGUACAGAAUUCUGACUGGAAUCUUAAAUACUGGAAAUAUUGAGUUUGCUGCCAUUUCUUCACAACACCAAACAGAUAAAAGUGAGGUUCCCAACCCAGAAGCCUUAGAUAAUGCUGCUGCACUACUAAGCAUUGGGUCAGAAGAACUUCAAGAGGCCCUAACCUCCCACUGUGUUGUAACACGAGGAGAGACUAUUAUCCGAACAAACACUGUGGACAAAGCAGCUGACGUGCGAGAUGCCAUGUCUAAAGCACUUUAUGGCCGGCUCUUCAGCUGGAUCGUAAAUCGUAUUAAUACGCUGCUUCAGCCAGAUAAAAAUAUAUGCAAUGCUGAAAAUGGGAUGAAUGUUGGGAUACUAGACAUAUUUGGAUUUGAGAACUUCGCAAGAAAUUCCUUUGAACAGCUGUGCAUAAAUAUUGCUAAUGAACAGAUCCAGUUUUAUUUCAAUCAACAUAUCUUUGCACUUGAGCAGAUGGAAUAUCAGAGUGAAGGAAUUGAUGCUACUACAGUGGAGUAUGAGGACAACCGUCCACUUCUAGAUAUGUUCCUCCAGAAACCCAUGGGUCUCCUGUCUCUACUAGAUGAAGAAAGUCGAUUUCCUCAGGCAACAGACCUAACUUUAGUUGAUAAAUUUGAAGAUAACUUACGAUGCAAAUACUUUUGGAGACCAAAAGGAGUAGAACUGUCAUUUGGUAUUCAGCACUAUGCUGGAAAGGUAUUAUAUGAUGCCUGUGCAUUCCUUGAGAAGAACAGAGACACUCUUCCUGCUGAUGUAGUGGUGGUGUUGCGAACUUCAGAGAACAAACUUCUUCAGCAGCUGUUCUCUAGCCCGUUAACAAAAACAGGUAACUUGGCACAAGCAAGAGCCAGAGUGACAGCAGCAUCUAGGUCUUUGCCUUCACAGCUUAGUGCUGGGCGUAUCAAGUCUCCUAAAUAUCUCCUGAAGGUUGACACGAUGGAGGUUAUGCGACACCCUGACGAAACAACUAACAUGAAGCGGCAAACUAUGGCUUCCUAUUUUAGGUAUUCCCUCAUGGAUCUUUUAUCCAAAAUGGUUGUUGGACAGCCUCACUUUAUCCGCUGCAUUAAACCUAACGAUGAUCGAGAAGCACUGACAUUUUCUCAUGAGAGAGUUCUACUGCAGCUCCGAUACACUGGAAUUCUGGAAACUGUAAAAAUCCGUCAAAAAGGGUAUUCUCAUCGCAUCCUCUUUGAAGAGUUUGUGAAAAGCAGGAAAUACGAGGACAAAACAAUCAAAGGCAGGGAACAGAACCAUUCAGGGUUUAUCAGAUAUUAUUACCUUGCAUUCAAGGCACACGAGACUCCCCUUGGUAGCAGAGAAAACUGUCUUGCCAUCUUGGAAAAAUCUAAACUAGACAACUGGAUUCUUGGGAAAACCAAGGUUUUUCUAAAGUAUUACCAUAUAGAGCAGUUAAAUUUGUUCCUGCGAGAAGUUAUAGGGAGGGUGGUGGUCAUGCAAGCCUAUAUCAAGGGAUGGCUUGGAGCAAGGAGGUACAAGAAAGUCAAAGAGAAAAGAGAAAAUAGUGCUGUUACUGUACAGUCAGCCUGGAGAGGAUAUGAAGCUCGCAGGAAGUACAAGGAAAUAAGGAACAGAAGAACUGAUGCUGCUAUACAUAUUCAAGCAGCUUUCAGGGGAUAUAUUGUUCGUAAAAACUACACAAGGUUGAAAAACAGCACUGGCUGUGUAGCAGAUCCUCAGCUUAUGAGCAGCUGCUCUACUUCCGAUUUUGGCUGCGAAGAGCACUGGCAGCAAACCAGUAAGCAGUCUUAUCCUGUGGUGCCUGAUUUUCUUGACAAGCAAACAAAAAAGAAGGAUUUGGAUGAGAUUUCUGCUUCUCCAUUUAUUCGAAAACAUUCGUUCAACAUGAAUGAUUCACAAUCAAUUAGCCAAUCCCAGUCAGUUGCAGACCAUCAGUUGUCAAGUCCCUUGAGAUGCCAUAAAAAAGGAGGUUCAGAAAACUGUCUUGAACAGAAGCUGAGAACACCUCGUCGACGAUGUCAGCAGCCCAAAAUGCUGAAUAGCCCUGAGGACAACAUGUACUAUAACCAGUUAAAUGGAACUCUAGAAUAUCAAGGGAGCAAGAGGAAGCCAAGAAAACUUGGCCAAAUCAAAGUGCUGGAUGGAGAGGAUGAGUAUUACAAAUCAUUGUCAGCUGUUGAGUCUAUCCCUGAAGAUGACAGCUUUCUCAAUUCCCCAUCUCCUCCUUCUUCAAGAGAUGUGUCUUUUGCUCAAAGCUGA